AUGAAAAAUUCAUUUAUCCAGAAGACAAUCCAGUAAUCAACGAUGCCAUGGUAAGACAAAUGCAAAAUCAUCUGACUGAUUGGUGCCACACGAUGAAGAAACACUGGGUAGAUGUUGGAGGAGAGGUGGACAAUGAGAGAGCGAAGUCAAAACCUUUUGUGUCGAUUACUUCUUCUGAUUGGGCAAUUCUGUGUGAUUUUUGGGCUUCUGAUUCUCACCAGCGUAUAUCGAAGAAAAAUAAAGAAGCUCGAGCUAAAAUGACCAUACCAGGAGGACACGGUUCCAAAUCCAUCGUUGCCCAUGUUUAUGAUCACAUGGACCCAUCUACUGGCCAGCUCCCGAGCAUGAUCGACACAUUCGAGCACCUCCACAAGAAGAAGGAUAAGUGGAUUAGUGAUGCAGCGGCGACAAAACAUGUAAGUUGCAUAACCUUAACUAAUUUAUGAUCAUUUAACUUUA
Messenger RNA from Humulus lupulus (European hop), 459 nucleotides. RefSeq lists its product as uncharacterized. The record is from RefSeq and is a predicted model, not a curated record. The transcript has 3 exons. NCBI's taxonomy places the organism in Eukaryota, Viridiplantae, Streptophyta, Magnoliopsida, Rosales, Cannabaceae. The coding region runs from base 48 to 446 and encodes 132 amino acids.